Molecule: messenger RNA, 828 nt
Organism: Myotis brandtii (Brandt's bat)
Lineage: Eukaryota; Metazoa; Chordata; Mammalia; Chiroptera; Vespertilionidae
Gene: SYNGR2
Product: synaptogyrin 2
Exons: 2
Coding region: 1-594 (197 amino acids)
Cellular component (GO): neuromuscular junction; synaptic vesicle membrane
Source: RefSeq, a predicted model, not a curated record
AUGAAGGCCGCGCGCCAGGAGGCAACUGGCUCACCAGCUCACCCCCACGUUCAGAGGGGCUUGGAUGCUGACCCCCCUCCGCCCUGCCCCCAGGUCUUCGCCCUGAUAGUGUUCUCCUGCAUCUUCGGCGAGGGCUACAGCAACACGCACGAGUCGAACCAGAGGUACUGCGUCUUCAACCACAACGAAGACGCCUGCCGCUACGGCAGCGCCAUCGGCGUGCUGGCCUUCCUGGCCUGCGCCUUCUUCUUCGUGGUCGACGUCUACUUCCCCCAGAUCAGCAACGCCGUGGACCGCAAGUACCUGGUCAUCGGCGACCUGCUCUUCUCAGGUAUCUGCCCGGGCGUGGCCCCUCCGCUGCUCCCGGGAGGUGGAUGGAUGGGAGCAGCUGGCUGUGGCCUGCUGGCCGCCCUGGCCUACCAGCGCUACAAGGCCGGGGUGGACGACUUUAUGCAGAACUACGCGGACCCCACCCCCGACCCCAGCACAGCCUACGCCUCCUACCCGGGCCCACCAGUGGACAGCUACCAGCAGCCUCCUUUCACUCAGAACGCCGAGGCCACCGAGGGUUACCAGCCUCCCGUUGUGUACUGAGCCGCCCCAGGGGAUGGUAACGGGGCAGGGAGGGUGCCUGGAGGGCUGCCCCUGGGUCCUGGACUCCUCUCGCCCGCAAGGUGUGCCUCCAGGGGCUGCUGGCCUCUCUGGUCCCACUGGGCCUGUGGGAGCCCAGGCACCAGCUGGAGAGCCCCCGCCUCCCCUGCCGGAGUGCCCAGGCCCCAGGCAGCACCCACCCUCCUCAGGGCAUUUUUAAAGAAGAGUUUUUAGCUA